GUGACAACUGUUUGUUUUUGAUUGGUUGAAAAUUUUCACGAAAAUCCAUCUAGAUCUGAAGUUUCUCAGACACAGUAUCAUUGAAAAUUAAAUGAAGAUUGACCAAUAAAUUCAGUUAUUAACGUAGAACAAGAUGGCUCGAUUGACUGGCGAGGUGUGUGUUUUAAGUGCCUUAUUGGUGCUAGUGACUUCAGCGGUGAAUGUGUAUGCCGAGAGCGAAGACUUUAAUGAUAUCACCGUAGAGGUUGAGGAAGAGGACCAGUAUCGUAGUCCAUCCAUAGAUUCAAAAAGCAUUUACUUAGCAGAGCAUUUUGAUGAUGAGACUGCAUUUAAGAAAAAAUGGGUGAAAUCCGAGGCAAAGAAACAGGGUGUUGAUGAAAAUAUUGCUAAAUAUGAUGGUAAAUGGGAGAUCCAAGCGCCUUCGCGCAAGAUUCUGCGCGACGACCUGGGUCUUGUGUUGACGACAGAAGCGAAGCAUGCUGCCAUCUCUGCUCUCUUGGACAGGCCUUUCGAGUUCAAGGACAAACCACUUAUUGUGCAGUAUGAAGUUACCAUGCAGGAGGGCCAGAAUUGCGGCGGGGCCUACAUAAAGUUGCUCUCUCGCGGCGCGAACACGAAGGCGGACCUGCGCAAGUUCUUCGACCAGACGCCCUACACUAUCAUGUUCGGGCCCGACAAGUGCGGCAACGACAACAAGCUGCACUUCAUCUUCAGGCACAAGAACCCCAAGAACGGGACCAUUGAGGAGAAACACAGCAAGAAGCCUACCCAACGCCUAGAGGACAUCUACAAGGACAAGGAACCCCACCUGUACACGCUAGUUGUGCGACCCGACAACACGUUUAGCGUGUAUGUUGACCAUAAAGAAGUGAACGCCGGCUCGCUGCUCGAGGACUUUACGCCGCCCGUCAACCCGCCCCAGGAGAUCGAUGACCCUAAUGAUAAGAAGCCUGAGGACUGGGACGAGAGAGAGAAGAUCGUGGACCCGGCGGCCACGAAGCCGGACGACUGGGACGAGUCGGCGCCGGCGCAGAUCCCCGACCCCGCCGCCUCCAAGCCCGCCGGCUGGCUCGACGACCAGCCUGACAUGAUCCCCGAUCCGGAUGCGCAGAAGCCUUCGGACUGGGACGAGGACAUGGACGGCGAGUGGGAGGCGCCGCUCGUGGACAACCCGCUCUGCAGCGUCGGCUGCGGCGCCUGGAAGCCCCCUAUGAUCCCCAACCCCGACUACAAGGGCAUCUGGCGCGCGCCGCUGAUCCCGAACCCGCACUACAAGGGCAAGUGGGCGCCGCGCAAGAUCCCCAACCCCGACUACUUCCACGACGACACGCCCUUCCGCAUGACCCCCAUCCACGCGGUGGGCUUCGAGUUGUGGUCGAUGUCGCCGGCGCUGCUGUUCGACAACCUGCUGGUGGCGGACGACGAGGCCGCUGCCCGCGACUGGGCGCGCCAGACCUUCGACCUCAAGCGCGCCAAGCUCUCCCGGGACUCGGACUCGGCGGUGGAGCGCGCGCUGCAGUACCUGGCCGCCAACCCGUGGCUGUACGCCGUCCUCGUGGUGGUCGCCUUCCUCGUGGUCGCCACCGUCGCAUACUGCUGCUGCACCGACUCCAAGGGCUCGGAUGACUUGAAGAAGACUGACGGCGUGACGGAGGACGACCCGCAUGAGGACGCCCCCCAGCCGCGCCGCAAGACCGCGCUCGACGCCGACCCCGACCAACACCAAGAGCAGGAACAAGACCAACAACAGGAGCAAGAACAAGAGCCCGAACCAGAGGAAGUUGCUGAGACAACACCUCUAGUGGACACGGACGGCGCCGGCGACCACCAGCGGAAACGGAAACCGCGCAAGGAGUGAGCGAGACGGAGAAACACACUGACGGGUUGCAAACCGAAUCUUAUCGGUCAAUCAAAACCGGUUGUAUAUUUUGCCUCCUAAACAGGCUACUUAUUUGCUAUUUUUUUCAUAACCAGAAUAAAUUUUUGAUUACAUGUUUACAGUAUUAGGGCUGAUUUAGACGAUGCGAGAACUCACAUGCGAGUUUCAUUACAUUGCGGGUUUUGAUUAGUCGGUUGAAUAGGACGUAACCAACAGUCCGCAAUGUAACUGCAAAUGUGUAAUGUCUAAAUCGGCCCUUAGGGCCAAACCGAUAAGAGCCGACACAAAAAUAUUUCGUGGCAAUUAUAACCGGUUUUUCUCGACCACGUGUUUGCAAUCUCUAGUCCUGUUUAGUUCAAUGGUGGUAGGCAGUCGCUAGGAGGAAAAGGUCCAAAGUUAUUACUAGUUUUACGGUUAAACAGCUACCCUACACAUCCCCAUUUUAAUUAAAUAGGGUAAAACGUAUUGACGUGCCACUGUUUAAUAACUGGCCACCUUAUACUAAAAAUGAAUUCUAUUCACAUGUAAACAGAAUUCAUUUUAGUAUAAGGUGUCAAUAACUGGACACCGUUCAAUAACUAGCCACCUGAUACUAAAAUUAAUUCUGUUUAUAGGUAAAUAGAAUGUAUUUUUAGUAUAAGAGGGCCAGUCAGUUAUUAACAGUGGACAGUGAUUGACGAUUUACUAUAUUUUAUAGUAUUGUAUCUUUGUCGCAAAUUACCUAAUAUGCAUUUGAAAUAGUUAAAAAGUUAAACAAGGAAAACCGUUCUGUAAAAAUGGGCUAUAAAUAAUGGGGUUGGCAACUGUCAAAGAUUUUUAUAGAUGGCGCUACUAGCAUAGCAUAGGUUGGCCCUGUUCCUAGUUUUUAUCUUUGCGAUUUAGCUUGAAGGGCUCGCAUCCGUGUCAUCCGAAAAUAAAAUAACAAUAUGACACUUGGUCUAGGGAGGGCAUAGCCAGCCA
This is a messenger RNA of Cydia fagiglandana, 2839 nucleotides long. It is a transcript of the gene Cnx99A, whose product is annotated as calnexin-like. The transcript is spliced from 13 exons. Lineage: Eukaryota; Metazoa; Arthropoda; Insecta; Lepidoptera; Tortricidae. Gene Ontology annotation, molecular function: calcium ion binding. Gene Ontology annotation, biological process: protein folding. The coding region runs from base 134 to 1858 and encodes 574 amino acids. Gene Ontology annotation, cellular component: endoplasmic reticulum membrane; endoplasmic reticulum. The record is from RefSeq and is a predicted model, not a curated record.